Messenger RNA from Ananas comosus (pineapple), 1200 nucleotides. RefSeq names its product erythroid transcription factor-like. The coding region runs from base 91 to 780 and encodes 229 amino acids. The record is from RefSeq and is a predicted model, not a curated record. The transcript has 2 exons. NCBI's taxonomy places the organism in Eukaryota, Viridiplantae, Streptophyta, Magnoliopsida, Poales, Bromeliaceae. Gene Ontology annotation, biological process: regulation of DNA-templated transcription. Gene Ontology annotation, molecular function: zinc ion binding; sequence-specific DNA binding.
AACCACACAAAACCCUCCUCUCCCCUUCUUCCCGAGCUCUCUCUCUAUCUCUAUCUCUCUCUUUAUCCUCCCAAAAACCCUAAAAACGCCAUGAUAUCUCCCCCGAUCCGACGAUCUCUGUACCCGAAUUGCGUAUCCCAACGCGAAUGCGAGGCCCCACGGAGCACGAUCAUGGCGGGGUACACUCGCACGAGCGUGGUGAGGAGGUAUACGCGUCGGAGGAAGGAGGAGGAGGAGGAGGAGGAGCCCAAGGAAGAGGAGAAAGUGGCGGAGACACGGACGGCUAAGAUCGAAGCUUCGAGGGUGUGCGUGGAUUGUGGUACGUCGAUCACUCCCCUGUGGAGGAGCGGCCCCUGUGGCCCCAAGUCUCUGUGCAACGCAUGUGGGAUCAGAUACAGGAAAAAGAGAAAAGGAGGAGGAGGAGGAGGAGGAGGAUCAAAAGGAGAUGAUAAUGGCGACGCAGCAAAUCUCUCUCCAACUCCCAUUAAUUCCCCUGCCACUGCUUCUACUACUAGUACUAGUGCGCACGAAACACGAGAGGCAUCGGCGCAGGUGUGGAGAGAGGAGGAGCUGCGGAGGCUGCAAAAGGAGAAGCAGGAGAAAGUGCUUCUGCUUCUGAUGCAGCAGCAGCAGCAGCAGCAGAAGCAGAAGCAGAAGCUGAUGCUGCGGAGCGCAAACGCAGAAGAUCGCGGCCGCGGCGGCGCAGGCGGGGCGAAGGAGGUGGCGGAGGCCGCGCUUCUCCUCAUGUCGCUUUCCUCGGGCUUUUUUGUUCCCUCGUAAAAAAAAAACAAAAAACAAAAAACAAAAUUAAAGAGAGAGAGAGAGAGGGAGACAUUCUCUCUGCAACACUGACCUCCUCUCCACCACGACAUUUUGUAUUUUGUCCUUUUCUGCAUAUAUAUAUAUAUAUAUAUAUAUAUAUUUGUUAUUUAGUAUUGUAAUUAGAGGGUUUAUCGGAUUCGGGUAGGUGCGGGUGGGUCUUAAAUUAAAGUGAGGGUUGUGUAGUGCGUUAGUGUGGUCUCUUCUCUUCUCUUAUUUUCUACUCUUUUGCGUGCUUUGUGUGCAAAGGAGAUUUUGGUGGGGGGAGAGAGUGGUGAGGAAUUUUAGGUUAGGCUCUGUAAUUUAGUUCUUUGGAAAUUAUGUGAACUCUCUAUACCCCCCCCAAACACAAAAGAAAGGAGAAAGUGAUGAUUAUCGACA